GGUUGGCAUCACUUUUCUAACAACUUCAGUCAAGUCGCUACUUGAUGACUCGUUUUGUUGUUCUUCGUUUAACUCCGUCUGCGGGCUGCUUGUAUUAUUUUUUAUAUGAGACUCGUGUGUGCACUUCUGAGACAAAAGAAAAGAGAGAAAGAAAGACAGUGAUAAAAAAGGAGUGUUGAUAAAAAGGAGCCCCCACAGUUCCCAUGGCCAUGCAUUGAAGUGUCUAAUUGCCUCCAGCACAUUCAUUCAGAAGUGACUCUUAGAAGAGAAGAGCAGAAACUUGGGGACAGAGAGAGAAGAGUUUUCCACAGAGCAAUGACCUCAGCCAAAGAUGAAGGCAUGAAUGAACAAGUGACACACACUAAACAGAAAGACUGUGAUGGGGGCACACCUGGGGAUUUUGACGUGAAGGUGGAGAAUUGUGAAGGAAGAAUCUGCGUUUUUAAAGAGGAGGAGUGUAAGGAGGAGAUUGUUGAAGUUAAAGUGGAGGAUUUUGAAGAUUCCUCAGUUAGCCUUGAAGUGCAAAGUUUUGAAACUGGAAACGUUUUCAAACAAGAAGAAUGUCACUCCAGUUUCCAGCAUUGGGCCACUGAUACUGGACAAUGGGCUACUCAACCGAAUUCUGUGCAACUGAAAAGGGAGUUUUCUGAGUUUGAGGAGAAAAACACUGAAGGAAAUGGGAGACGAUCUGAAGAGAAGCCAUCACCUGGGAGUGUUGGAAUAAGUAUUAAGGAGAGUUGUCUCUUCUCUACAUCUUCAUUUGCUCAGCUCGCUCUUCAGUACAAACUGCAACAGAAAGACGACAAGGAGAAAAUAAAUAAUUCAACAAGAGGAUUUGAGAAUUUGACAGCAGCCACUUUCCAGUGUAGUUCUCUUGCUGCUGUCAAAACAACACAAAAAGAAGCCAUCGACAUUGAACACCACCAUGUGUAUAGCACAGACCAAGAGGCUUUAUACACCAGCAGAGAGCACGGAAGAAGUUUUCAAAACAAAUCUGACCAGAAAGAUAAGGUGAUUCAUACUAUUCAGAAGCCUUACUCCUGCUCUGAAUGUGGCAAAUUAUUUUCACACAAAAGCAGCCUAAACAGGCAUAAAAGAAUUCACACGGGAGAAAAGCCCCACUGCUGCCCAGAGUGUGGCAAACGAUUUCCCCGUAACAGCGCUCUUCAGCAGCACAUACGUGUUCAUACUCAAGAGAGGUCAUACAGCUGCGCUGAAUGUGGCAAAAGAUUUUCUCGUAACAGCAGUCUUCAGAAUCAUAAAAGAAUUCAUACUGGAGACAAGCCGUACUGUUGUUCCGAAUGUGGUAAAGUAUUCUCAAAGUUAAGUCAUUUUCACAACCAUUUGAAAAUUCACAGUGGAGAGAAGCCUUAUUGUUGUAGUGAAUGUGGAAAACGGUUCAUACAAGGAAGCAGCCUACGGCGGCAUAUCAGGAUUCACACUGGAGAGAAGCCGCACAGUUGUUUGGAAUGUGGCAAACGAUUCUCAAGACUCAGUGACCUUCGGACCCACACCAGAAUCCACACUGGAGAAAAGCCAUACAGCUGUUCAGAAUGUGGCAAACAGUUCUCCAUGAGCAGCGCUCUUUGGCGGCACACACGAGUUCACACUGGAGAGAAGCCAUACUGCUGUUCCGAAUGCGGCAAACGAUUCUCUGAGAAAGACAGUCUUCUGAAACAUGCACGUAUUCAUACAGGUGAGAAGCCAUAUUACUGUUCUGAGUGUGGUAAACGGUUUUCACAAAGAAGGGGCCUUCACUACCACUCAAAAAUGCACACUGGAGAGAAAAGAAUCAGAGCGGAACUAAUUGUGGAAAAACCCAACUGGACGAUUAUUUUAAAUCAUCAUCGACGGCUAUCCUUGGAGUCGCGCCUUGAUGACUCCUUUUGUUGUCGCCUGCCAUGUGAAUCGCGUGUCUGCGUUUUCUAUCGGAGAUUAGAGCGAGCAGCAGAAGAAGAAGAGAUAAGAGGAGCUAGGAGAAGAGUCGAUAAAAAAAAAGAAGCUUCCAUCCCAUGCAGUGAGUUAUCUUAUGUGCUUCUGGCUUUGGGAGGGCCACUUGUGGAGAAAGGAAGAGUUUUACAUGAGAGUAUGGCCUCCACCCAAGAGGAUGAUACGGAGAAAGGAGUAGCCCACAUUAAGAAAGAGGAUUGUGAGUGGGCUGCCUUGACAGAUUGGCACGUCAAGUCCGAAGAAUGUGAAGGAAGAAUUCCAGUUUUCAAAGAGGAGGAGAACAAGGAGAAGACUAUCGAGAUUAAAGUUGAGGAUUCAGACGAUUUCCCGUUUAGUCUUGGGCUGCAAAAGAGUUUCAAGCAAGAUGUCGGGGAAGAGUUUCACUCCAGCGCACAGCCCUGGGUCACGAAUACGGGACAACUGCCUACCCAACAGAGUCCUAUGGGACUGAAAUCGGAGUCAUCGGAGUCUGAAGAGAAAAUCAAUGAAGGAAACGAGAGAGAAAAAGAAGAAGAGCAGCACUCGUCUAGGAGUGUGGGAAUAAAUUUCCAGGAGAAUGGCAGCUUCUCCUCAUCUCCACCUGCUGAAACUUCUCUUCAGUGCAGACUGCAACAGAAACUGGACAGGGAGAAGAUGAAGAAAUCAACAGGAGGAUCAGAAAAUUUGACAGCAGCCUCUAUUAAGUGUAACUCUCUUCCUGUGAGUGGAGCCAUCGAUACUGAGCGACAACAAGGGCAAAAGGCUUUGUGUGCUAGCCAAGACUGUGGAAAAACUUUUACAAACACAUCUGACCGUGAAGAUCACAAGUCGGUUCAUACAAGACAAAAGCCAUAUGCCUGUUCUGAAUGUGGCAAACGAUUCAUUAAUAACAGCAGUCUUCAGAUACAUGCAAGAAUCCAUACUGGAGAGAAGCCAUAUGACUGUUCUGAAUGUGGUAAACGGUUUAUUAAAAGUUCCAGUCUCCAAAGACAUAAAAGAAUCCACUCUGGAGAAAAGCCCUAUGGCUGUGUUGAAUGUGGAAAACGGUUCUUUCAAAGUAACACCCUGCAGAAUCAUGUAAGAAUUCACUCAGGAGAGAAGCCAUAUUGCUGUUCUGAAUGUGGAAAAAGAUUCCUCCGAAAUGGCAGUCUUCAGGCACAUGUAAGUAUUCAUACUGGAGAAAAGCCUUAUUGCUGCUCUGAAUGUGGCAAGCGAUUUUCUAAAAAUCGCCGUCUCCAAACACAUAUAAGGAUGCAUACUGGAGAAAAGCCCUAUGGCUGUGCUGAAUGUGGCAAAAGAUUCCCUGACAGUAGUACUCUUCAGAGCCACAAAAGAGUUCAUACCGAAGAAAAGCCAUAUGGUUGUGCUGAAUGUGGAAAAAGAUUUAUUAAAAAUAUCUACCUUCAGACCCACAUAAGAGUUCAUACUGGAGAGAAGCCAUAUUGCUGCUCUGAGUGUGGCAAACGCUUUUCUAACAGUCACGGCCUCCAAACUCAUAAACGAAUUCAUACUGGAGAAAAGCUGUAUGGCUGCUCUGAAUGUGGCAAAAGGUUUUUUCACAAACGUAGUCUCCAAUCACAUUCAAGAAUCCAUACUGGAGAAAAACCUUAUGAUUGUGCUGAAUGUGGAAAAAGCUUCAUUCACCGUAACACUCUUCAGAGCCACAUGAAAAUUCAUACUGGGGAAAAGCCAUAUUGCUGCUCUGACUGUGGCAAAAGAUUCCUCUAUAAUGACACUCUUCAGGCACACAUGGGAACCCAUACUGGAGAAAAACCUCAUUGCUGCCCCGAAUGUGGCAAACGUUUUUCUUACAGUCGUAGUCUUCAAACACAUUUAAGAAUCCACAGUGGAGAAAAGCCAUAUGUCUGUUCAGAAUGUGGCAAAAGAUUCCUUAAAAGUAGCCAUCUUCAGAGGCACAAUAUAAUUCAUUCCGGGGAAAAGCCAUAUUGCUGUCGUGAUUGUGGCAAACGAUUCACGCAGAGUAGCUCUCUUCUGAAGCACAUGCGAAUUCAUGCUGGAGAUAAGCCAUAUUGCUGUUCUGAAUGUGGCAAACAAUUAUCUGACAGUUACAGUCUCCAAACACAUAAAAGAAUCCAUACUGGAGAAAAGCCCUAUGUCUGUACAGAAUGUGGCAAAAGCUACAUCAAAAGUAGCCAUCUUCAGAGGCACAAUCUAAUUCAUUCUGGGCAAAAGCCAUAUUGCUGUCCUGAAUGUGGCAAACAAUUCACCCAGAGUAGUUCUCUUUUGAAACAUUCACGAAUUCAUGCUGGAGCGAAGACAUAUUGCUGCUCUGAAUGUGGCAAACAAUUCUAUGACAGUUAUGGCCUCCAAAGACACACAAACACACACACUCGGAAAAAGAAACAAAGUGCCAAGAAGUGCAAUCCAACAUAUGCCAAACGUGGAAUAAAACAACAGAAAUAGUGCCAGUCAUCCUGGGAUCCAGUUUCAGGCCCAUUUUGACACCCUACUUAUUACCAUAAUUCCAUAUUAAUUGCAAAAUGAAGCAUUUUUAGCAACAAUGCAGGUGCUACACUGAGCCCUCGCUGCACACUUAAGGGAGGACAAAAUAAUGCAGUUCAUCUGAACUGUCCUGAAUAAAGACUGAGGUUCACUCCUGGGUUGGUAGUAAACACGUCAAGACAAAUUGGCAACAUUAAACCUGAGAGAUGCUGUUUGACUGUCCUGAACAUCCAUCCAUUUUCCAACCCGCUGAAUCCGAACACAGGGUCAUGGAGGUCUGCUGGAGCCAAUCCCAGCCAACACAGGGCACAAUGCAGGAACCAAUCCCAGGCAGGGUGCCAACCCACCGCAGGACACACACAAACACACACUAGGGCCAAUUUAGAAUCGCCAGUCCACCUAACCUGCAUGUCUUUGGACUGUGGGAGGAAACUGUCCUGAACAUGAAAUGAGAUUUUAGAGAAAGUCUCCAUCUUCGGAGAAACACAAGGAUUCAUACUGGAGAGGAAAAAAAAAACUGAAAGACGAGCUGCAUGGCAGAUGGUAGCAUGAUUGAGUAGCUCCAGGGGACCACUGGCUUUUUAGCUGGCUUUUGUCAAAUUUUCCUCCCAGUAUCAGAUAGCAGUUAUUCAGUUUCUUAACUUUUGCUGUUAUCAGCUAUGUCCUUAUCCAGAAGGUUUCAUGUGGAUGCUUCAAACCUUAUAAAGAAAGAACUCCACAUUGAGACCUGCUCUGGCACUGAAGCUGGUAAUCCUACCAUGGCUGACCCUAUCUGUCUCAUUAGUUUUAAAGAAAUUGUGAAGAAAGGCGAUCCAAUAGAGUUUUUGGCCAGAACAUUCCCCUGCCUUGAAAACGUUUCCACAACUGUGGAACGGUACCACAGGAUUUAUUUCUCCCAAGGCUGACUCGGGCCAUUCACGGCCUCUUUAUAGUGUGACAUGCAGACCAUGUGAUGGCUUUUCAUGAGGCCAAAAAAUACCCUGAUUUAUCCAUUAAAGGCCAUCAAGUUCAUCUUUUGCUCAGACUUUAGUCCUUUCACAGUACAAGCACAAAAGACGAUGAGCCCAGUCAUAAGAGCUGCUCGCAGCACAGGGCUUCAGAUAUUUCUUCUCUCUAAAAACCUGUCUUAUGGAUCGAGUUCUGUGAAAUUCAUUGAACUGAAUAAAGCCACAGGGGCCAUUAAUGGCUUCCAGGCUACUGGCAUCUUCUCUUCAUAACAGCCUUUUCUUCUGGAGUCACACACAAGCCUGCAAGCCCUUCCAGCUCAAGAUGGAUUAUGCACAGACUCUUUAAUAUUUUUUAAUCUUUGUGUUGGGACAGUUCAAGCCAUCUGUGUCUGUUAAUGUUUAUCAUUUCAAUCAUUGACUGACAUUCUUUGUUGAAUUUUCAUUAUGGGGAGUUUACUAGUUGAUCAGCCAGGAUUGAGUGUGAGGUCUGUUUAUUUUAUGUGCCUGCCAGGUUAUGGCGGUGGUCUCCAUGCUGUCUCACAACGUUUCAGCCUUUGGCAGCCACAUGCAGCAAAACAUGCAUACCCACUCCUGACAUGGUCUCCAGCAGGUUUUUAUAUUUUACUUACAGGGGAUUCUGUUCAUUUUUCAAUUUUUAUACGCCAUAUUGUGAUGCUUGGGGUGGGCUUGGUAGCUGCAAAUUCUAAAAAAUAUCUGUGUAUUUUCUUGUGGGGUUCUUCUUCAGGUGCUUUGGGGUGAGAUGUGGGGGUUCAGCUGGGUUAAAUUCCAUGGUGAGGUUAAGGGGGCUAGGAUUCUGGGUGGGUCUGAUGUAAGGAACCUUCAGAGUGUGUGUGGCUAGAAAAUAGGUGAGUAGGCACCGGUGCAGCUGUGUGGUUUCUCAAUAUGUCCUCACAGGUGGCGCAGUGGUAGUGCUGCUGC
This is a messenger RNA of Erpetoichthys calabaricus (reedfish), 6278 nucleotides long. Its product is annotated as zinc finger protein 184-like. The coding region runs from base 316 to 4353 and encodes 1345 amino acids. The transcript is spliced from 6 exons. NCBI's taxonomy places the organism in Eukaryota, Metazoa, Chordata, Cladistia, Polypteriformes, Polypteridae. The record is from RefSeq and is a predicted model, not a curated record.